This is a messenger RNA of Acaulospora morrowiae, 318 nucleotides long. Lineage: Eukaryota; Fungi; Glomeromycota; Glomeromycetes; Diversisporales; Acaulosporaceae. The record is from the annotation of a GenBank genome assembly.
AUGGUAGAUAUUUCAACUGUUGCCAGCGCAGUUGGUACAUCAAUGCAAGAUAGAUAUUCAAUAGCUCUGGCAUUACUCUGGAAAUGGUUAAACAGUCUGUACUUGGAGAAGAAAAAAAGCAUUAACGGUUUGUUAGUAAAGAUCAUCGACUACGAUGUGGACCUCACUUAUUCAGAAGAAAACGAAUUUACAGAACCCAUUCCUGGAGUCGAUUAUGAAAACAAGAUGGCAGACAGGGUUGACGGUAUGUCUGAACAGGAAUUAUUAAAUAUGAUGGUUUGCAAGAGGUUAAGAAUGUUAAGAGAUUUUGCAAAUUAG